UAAAUUUGUAUUAUUAUUUUUUUUUAAAAGAAAAAAUAUUGAAAAUGUGUUUUUUAACUAACUGCAAAUUGUUUUAGACAAAACGGAAUUGGAAAAACAUAUUUUGUAACUAAGGUUUCUAUCAGUCAAUUGUUGCCCACAACACCAAUUUUUACAGGGAACUCCACGAUAACCCCCAAUCGCUUCAUACGCAUUUAAGUUAACCCUUUUCCAAAUAAAAAAAAACAUCCACUCAAACAACCUUUCAAUGUCCAGCCAAACCUGACAAUGGCCCUCAUGCAAAGUGACCCCAAUGUCGAUCAAUCUGAAAAUCUGAAAUCAAACGAUUUGAAAUUUGCUGAAAAUUUCCACAAGGCUGCUGUCAAAUUACUGAGCAAACGGAGUGUUGUCAUACAAAAUGCCAUUGAAACGAAGGGAGGCAAUGAGGCAGGGACACGCCAACAACAUCUUGACCAUCCGCCAGCCCACCAGCAACCCAAUACACUGGAUGUAAUAAUGGACAAAAAUUUAGCUGAAAGCAUUGCAACGAUACGAAAAAAUGUAACAAGGGUUCUGCAAGAGUAUUUUCGUCAAAUAAAUGGAGCCACAACAAGAGCAGUUUUCACACAACAGCAACAACAUGAAAUGCCUCGGGCAAGCUCCAGCAACAGCAGCCAACAGCUGACCAACAACCGAACAACAAAUCUAGUGACGACCUCGACCACGACGACGAACAGUACACCUACUCAUUUCAUAGCCACAAUGACUUCGGAAGUUUUGGAAAAUUCCUCGAACCCCAAUACCGUUAACUAUUACAACACCAGCUUAGCGAGCAGCAGUCAUGACAGCAGCAACAACUACACCAAUGUGAUAUCAACAACAAUGUCCCACUUAACGGAUAUUGCAAAUGCCACCUUGGCAUCGACAAAUGCAACAGCCCAUGUCGAGCCCGCCGCCGCCAACCCGUCCGUAACUUCGGCGCCCCCUUUGAUUGCGACAACAGCAGUGGGGAAUAUAACAUAUCCCAGCUAUGGCAUACCAAUUAGCAGUGCGGCAAAUUGUUCGGCAAUUUUUGGCAGCUAUGAACCGCCCGAAACAGGUUUAUUUUGCAACUGGACUUGGGAUAUGUUUACAUGCUGGCCACCUACACCAGCUGGUGCUUUGGCGCACAUGGGCUGUCCAUCGGGAUUUCGAGGUGUGGAUGAUAGAAAAUUUGCCAAUCGUAAAUGUGAAUUGAAUGGCCAUUGGGGUAGCCGUCCCCAUGAGCCGCCCAGUGCCGCUGGCUGGACGGAUUACAAUCCAUGCUUUAAGCCCGAAGUAAAAACGUUAUUGGAUAAAGUUCCGAAUCUGGAGCUAGUUGUUGAAAUAGCCAAACGUACACGUACCUUGGAAAUUGUUGGCCUUAUCCUAUCGCUGGUGGCGUUAAUUCUAUCGUUAAUUAUUUUCUGUAACUUUCGCUCGCUACGCAAUAAUCGUACAAAAAUCCAUAAGAAUCUCUUCAUUGCAAUGGGCCUGCAAGUUGUGAUACGUUUAUCGCUGUAUCUGGAGCAGGCAUUUCGGCCGGGUAAAACGGAGACUAUAACGGGAAUUGAAAAUACGCUCUACCUUUGCGAAACCGCUUACAUCUUACUCGAAUAUGCCAAAACCGCCAUGUUCAUGUGGAUGUUCAUCGAGGGCUGGUAUCUUCAUAAUAUGGUAACGGUAUCGGUGUUCCAAGGUAGAUUUCCCUAUAAACUUUACUCCAUUGUGGGUUGGGGUGUACCCGUGCUGAUGACCAUGAUAUGGGCAAUUUGCACGGCCUUCUAUUAUGCCGAUACCACACAUGAUUGUUGGGGUAAUUACAAUUUGACGCCGUACUAUUGGAUAUUGGAAGGGCCGAGGAUUGUCAUUAUAACGAUAAACUUUGCAUUUCUUUUGAACAUCAUUGCGGUGCUGGUCAUGAAACUGCGCGAGAGUCAGGCCAGCGACAUAGAACAAACCCGCAAGGCCGUUAGGGCUGCCAUUGUCCUGCUGCCGCUGUUGGGCACCAUCAAUAUUCUGUAUUUAGUUCCAACCCUAGAGACACCCUGGAAAUUUGCCUUGUGGUCCUAUGUGACACAUUUCCUAAACACAUUUCAGGGAUUUUUUAUAGCCUUAAUUUAUUGCUUCCUAAAUGGAGAGGUAAGGGCAGUUCUACUUAAAAGCCUGGCUGUGUAUAUGUCGGUGCGCGGCCAUCCAGAGUGGGUUCCUAAACGGGCUUCAAUGUACUCGGCGGGUUAUAAUACAGCCCAUGACACCGAGAAUCAUCAUGGUGAAAAUAAACGCCUUGGCUCACCAUCCACCAAACGUCUGAAUGGCCGCAAGGGCAGCUGUUCCACUGUGAUACAACACAACAAACAUCCUAAACUCAAUAAAUCUCCAAGACUUUCGCACAGCAAUGCCAGUGGCCAGGGUAACCAUUUGCCAUUGCCCACGGAGCCCCACAGCAAUCAUCCCCAUCAACAGCGUUUGGGUAGCACGGGCAGUACCAGCAACAACAAUGGGGGUGGUGGCGCCGGGGGCAGUGACACCAGCUUACAUUCUCUAAAUCCUCUGAACAGCCAUCACCCCAACCAUAAUCUGCAUCAUCAUCAGCAUCACCACCAUCUGCCCCAUAAUCGUCGCACGCAUCACAGCUGGUUGCUGACCCUGUGCUUUCGCGGCCAAAAGGUACUUAGGGUACCACCAGCAUCAACCGAACCUCCUGAAACAAAUGUGUGAUGUCUAAUACUGAAAUGCCACCAAAAAUAUUUAUGACAACAAGAAUGGAAACUUUCACUUAAUACAGUUGAAGAUUUGUUUGUUGUAAAUAUUCGAAAACCAAAUGGAUAUAAUUAAAAAAAUAAAAUAAAAUAUUUAACAUUUGAUUACAGGUAUUUUUUCAAAAAAAAAAAAUAAAUAAAAUAAGUUAAUUUUAUAAGAAAGGAUAAUGCUACUUAUUGUACAGAAUAAAUUCAAUUAAGAAAAGAUAUUUUUGUAUUUUGGUUUUAUAUGUAACAUAAAAUGUUAAUAAAUGUAUAAAUGUAAAAAAAAAUAAAUUGAAAAUCCCAUUGAAUUUGGAAAAUUUUAUCAAAGUGAGGUUAUGCCUCAUACCUGACCUUUACACAAAAAUUCAAAAAAAAAAAAAAAAAUAAAUAAACUCAAGAUCCUCUACAUAUUUGAUCUCAAGGUCUCAUUGAAAGUCCUCGGCCAACAUGGGUGUUCGAAUACAACCAAGAGGGGAACAACUCAAAACACAGCUAAAAAAGUACCUAAAAUAUAAAUCAAAGUAUCUGAAUAAAACAAUUAAAAAAAAAAAAUAAUAUUCAUAUACAACCACAAUUUGAGCGGAUCUCUGGCAAAAUAACCCAAGUCCAGUUUCUUUUAAAAAAUCAUAAAAAAAAAUUUUAUUUCCAAAAAAGUCAAAUCAUUCACAACAGGAAUCGAUCGAUAUAAGCUAAAUAUUUAAAACAACAAACUACUAAGUUAAUUAUUUUUUACGCCUAACACAUAGAUGAAAAUGUAUAAUAUU
Musca domestica (house fly) is the source of this 3508-nucleotide messenger RNA. It is a transcript of the gene Pdfr, whose product is annotated as PDF receptor. The transcript has 10 exons. Gene Ontology annotation, cellular component: plasma membrane. The record is from RefSeq and is a predicted model, not a curated record. Lineage: Eukaryota; Metazoa; Arthropoda; Insecta; Diptera; Muscidae. Gene Ontology annotation, molecular function: G protein-coupled peptide receptor activity. The coding region runs from base 268 to 2718 and encodes 816 amino acids. Gene Ontology annotation, biological process: cell surface receptor signaling pathway; adenylate cyclase-modulating G protein-coupled receptor signaling pathway.